This is a messenger RNA of Drosophila subpulchrella, 2298 nucleotides long. Its product is annotated as pseudouridine-metabolizing bifunctional protein C1861.05. The record is from RefSeq and is a predicted model, not a curated record. Lineage: Eukaryota; Metazoa; Arthropoda; Insecta; Diptera; Drosophilidae. The coding region runs from base 50 to 2152 and encodes 700 amino acids. The transcript has a single exon. Gene Ontology annotation, molecular function: pseudouridylate synthase activity; kinase activity.
GUAGAUCAGCAGGCGUGCGUUUGAAUUGUUUUGAUUUGAUUUGGUUCCGAUGUUGCUCCGGAGAUGUGUCCUGUUUCCGUUUCCCGCCGUGCGACUUGUGCGUCGGAGUUUGCACCGCCAGCAUGACCACAUCGUGCUCCACCCGGAGGUGCGGCAGGCGCUGCAGCUCCAGAAGCCGGUGGUGGCCCUGGAGUCCACCAUUAUCACGCACGGGAUGCCAAUGCCGGAGAACGUCCUGACGGCGCUGGCGGUGGAGGAGCAAGUGCGGCAUAAUGGAGCCAUUCCGGCCACCAUUGGCAUUCUGGACGGACGGAUCAAGGUGGGGCUGACGCGCGAGGAACUCACCACGCUGGCCAAGAAGCCCCGGGAGCAGGUGAUCAAGUGCUCCCGCAGGGAUCUGCCCUUUGUGGUGUCCAGAAGACAGAGUGGUGGGACCACUGUGGCCGCCACAAUGAUCAUUGCCCACCGAGUGGGCAUCCGGGUGUUCGCCACUGGUGGAAUCGGCGGAGUCCAUCGCGAUGGCCACGAGACCCUGGAUGUUUCCGCCGAUCUCACCGAGCUGGGACGCACUCCGGUGGCCGUGGUCUGCAGCGGCGUCAAAUCCAUCCUGGACAUUCCCCGCACACUCGAGUACCUGGAGACGCAGGGCGUGUGUGUGGCCAGUUUCGACAGUCCUGGUGGCAUCUUUCCAGAUUUCUACACAAGGGACAGCGGCUGCACGGUGCCCUACAACCUCACCGAUGCCCAAGAGGCGGCGGAACUGUUGCGAUCCUGGCGGGAACUAAAAAUGGAGUCGGGCCUGCUGAUCGGUGUCCCUAUCCCAGAGGAGUUUGCUGCAGACAAAUCUAAAAUUGAGGAGGCCAUCCAGGAAGCAACUGCCCAAGCCAAAGCCCAGGGAAUCUCUGGCAAGGAGGUGACACCAUUUCUGCUCGCCGCCAUAGCCAAGAUCACGGAAGGAAGGAGUCUCAAGUCCAACAUAGCCCUUAUCAAAAACAAUGCCAAAGUGGCUGCCCAAAUUGCCGCUUCCCUUUGUGAAGUUUCUACAAAAAUGGAUAAUCCAAGCCAGAAAUCCAUCGACAGGAAACCUCUGGUUGUGGGAGCCUCCAUUUUGGAUCUCUCUUUUACGGUAGACGACCACAACCGCGACAUGAAACUGGAUGGAGCCACUUACUCAGCCGUGGCUAAGCAGGCAGCUGGAGGAGUUGGUCGGAACAUCGCGGAGGGCAUUUAUAAACUCUACGGAGAUGUAAACCUGAUAUCCGCCGUGGGCAACGAUCAGAUGGGACAAACACUCCUCCAGAUGAUGCCAAGGGCACUGCAGCGGGGCCUGAUUCUGGCAGACAGCCAUAACACCUCCUUGUGCUCUCUAAUCUUCGAUAAAUUCGGGGAUUGCAAGCUGAUACUGGGCAACAUGGAAAUCCACCAGAGCAUUACACCCGAAACCCUUCAGGCGCACCAUCAACUCUUCCGGGAAGCUCCUCUCAUCAUCAUGGACAGCAAUAUUUCCGAGCAGGCGAUGGCCAGCAUCCUGCAGCAGGCGCAAAAGUAUAAGAUUCCCGUCUUUUUCGAGCCCACGGAUAUGUUCAUAGCCGGGAAACCUUUUAAACUGCUGCCGGAGCUGACCAAAAACAUACGCCUGAUCAAACCGAAUCUGCAGGAGCUGAAGACCAUUACGGAGGCCAUUACUGGCGAGCCGGUUAAAUGGAAUCCAGAUACCAAGCUGCCUCAGGCGGAACUCCUGCAUCAGGCCAAAUCCAUGAUCAAAAAAAUCGACUGCCACUUCAACUGCAUCAUUGCCACGCUGAGCGACCACGGGGUGCUCCUAAGCUAUCGACGGGAUGCGGACAACGAUGCCAGGCUGCUCUUGGACGUAAGCAAAUCCUCACAACCGCACUGUACUCGCUUCUAUGCCGCUCCAAUGGUCCACAACAUUGUCAAUGUCUCGGGAGCGGGCGAUAGUUUCUGUGCGGGAUUCAUCACUGCCCUGCUGCGAAGCUGCACCCUGGACGAGUGCGUAGCCGGGGGAUUUGUGGCCGCUGAAAAGGCCCUGCAAUCCGAGUCGGCUGUGCCCACGACCUACUACUCAAAUCAGGAAUCCUUCGAAAGUCGCUACAAGCAAACUGCCAAGCUCAUCCAACAGCAAAGCAUUUAGAUGGUACUUUGGAGACCAAAAAGAACGAUGGCAUUUACUCAGGACCUUAGCUUUAUUCCUAAGUUUUUUCUUAAAGUGUACAAGAUAAAGAUUUGUCUAGUAAGCCCAUCUGAAAGAUGCAAUUAAACCAAUUAAUGUUGUUAAAC